AUGACCAGUCUGAAGCGGUCUCAGACGGAGCGUUCGGUGGGCGGCUCGGUCCCUGCCUCUGAUGAAUUCUACACCCGUCGCCUGCGCCUCCCCAAUGGUGGCGCCCCCCCACCUCGCUCCGAGAGCACCCACCUCACCUCCUCUUCCUCGUCCGGCUCCUCUUCCUCCUCCAAUCCGGGGGUUCCCAAGAUGGGGGUCAGGGCCCGCGUGGCGGACUGGCCCCCCAAACGGGAUGGAACGGGCGGGGUGUGGCACAUCACCGUAGAUACGGACUCCCCGAGUUCCACCAUGUCAUCUUCAGGUGGUGGAGAAUGUGGGUCGGGUGGAGAACGCGGGUCGGGCGGAAGCGGAGAAAGAGAACGAGAACGGAGCUCGGGGUCAGGUUCAGGCUCAGCGACUACGGCCCAUAGCAACCUGUCGGCUAAACUGGGCCACCUGAUCAGUCCUCAGGACUCUUCGAUGCUCCGGAACAUUCACAACACCCUGAAGAGCAAGAUGCACCACAGCAAACACCACAGCAAAGACAACCGCUAUCUGUCACCGGACGGCUACCAGGGCUCGCCACGUAAAGGCAUGAGGCGUAUCCGCCAGCGCAGCAACAGCGACAUCACUAUCUCUGAGUUAGAGGGUGACGGGGGCGAGGGCUGGUCCUUCUCUGGCUGGACCCCCAUGCACCGAGAGUACGGCAGCACCUCGUCCAUAGACAAACACGCAGGCUCAGGGGAGAGCUUCUUCGAUAUGCUCAAGGUAUUUUAUUGAUUGAUUCAUUAAUUGAUUGAUUGAUUUAAUGUAAAACAAUUAGUACAGUUUAAAAAAUAAUACAAAAAAUAGAAUUCCAGAGUAUGACACAUGAAAGUGUUGAAUGCACUUAUUGUAUUUAUUUUAAAUGUGUCAAAUAAACUUCAUUCGUUCAAGGGCUAUACGUCCCAGGAGGCUCCUGAUCAACGCAGCCCGGCGCCGGACAGACUCGGCGAGCUGCUGACGGUGGCCCCGCACAAACAGGCUGCCCUGGAUCUGCCUGAUGGACCCCUGGGUCCUACCAGAGGUAGCCCCGCCAGUCGCCUGAAGGAAAGGGAGAAACACCUGAAGAGGAGGUCCAAGGUACUGCACAUGAACCUUUUUACUAUCUUCUCAUUAAUAAUAAUAAUCAUGUAUUAAACUUCUAUAGCGCUUUUGAUAACAGAAGAAAAUCUCAAAGCAAAAAACAAACAAGCAAUGCAUCAUCAUGAGUAGCCUAGCUAUAGCUAGCUAGGUCAACCAAUAGUGGCCAAGUCUUUGAGUGCAUGCAUCCUCCAAAGAUGGAGAGGGGACGGCUCAUUGGCUUGAUCUUGGAACCAGCCUGAGUUGUGCAACCGCUGGACUUCUGCUUCACAAUGUGUGGCACCCACUUGUGUGAUACCUCAGCAGCUCUGGGCGCCAGAAAGCUCACCACACACAGUUCAGAGUAGUAGUCAGUCGUGCUCAUUACGAGCCCUCUGCCUCAACACUGCAUUCCUCUACUGCAUCUCCCAUUCCUCUCAAACUUCAGGUGACAAACAAUGUUCUCAGAAGAUCAGGAACAAGCAACCAUGUUAAAAAAAAGCUGGUACUGUGUCCAGAUGCAUCAUUUAAACAAAAGCAUUAGCUAGCUAGCUAUUGAUAGAUCGUAUUUAUCUUGUCUGUAAUUGUGACCCACCACCUGGAUUGGGUCCUAUGUAGCAAAAUUUGAAAUUGUGUUUUUUUGGAUAAAACUAGAGACUCAGAAGGGAGUAAAUGGUAUAUCAUACACUGCAGUUGAAGAACAAAGGGAAUGUAAUACUGCUUUGAAAGAUAAACUUGUAACCUCACUUUUGAGAAAAUGUUCCAUGAAUGUUUUGGUAUACCUACUGGAGAGCUCUUUUUUGUUCACACCCUCUUAAGCCUUAGCCCCACCCAUCUCUUUAAGGAUUCAUAUGUGAGGCCAUGUGCUAAACAGAGUGAAUAAGGUAGUGUAGUAAACAACCAAAGAUUAAAAGUGGUGAAAGUAAUAGCAGAAAGUAGAGGUAAAAAUACACUUGAUCUAGUCCUUGGCCUAUAUCCUAAUUUGACUUUGGUGCAGGUCAUGUUGUUCUUCACAUUACCGUCUCUGGUAAACACACACUAUAGCAAAUAAAAUCAAAGUUUAUUCGUCAAAUGCUCAGGAUACAGAAGGUGUAAAAGGUACAGUGAAAUGGUUACAUAGUGGAGUCUUUUGUUUAGACGUAGCUAGCUAGAUAAACAAUGAACCAUAAUCCCAACUCAUACUACCAUGCACCAUGCAUUAAUCUGCAGGUAGCUAAAGCUAACCCAACAAGGUUCAAUGUUAGCUAGCUAGCUAACAGUACGCUUUAACUUGCAAUGAAAAUGACUUUCUGACUAAAUGAGAAAUGUAUAAUAUCUGAAAAUUGCUCUUACCCGUAUACAUGGAUGAACGCUUCUCCCUCUCUGUCACGGAUGCCAUGAUUGCCCUUAGUUUGAAGAUGUAAUCCAGAGACAGGUGUUUAUAAAAUAGCCUUCUGUGUUCUCUUUUCGACUCUCUCCGCAUUUGGCAAUCAUCUCUCUGCUUCCACCGGGCAUUCCACUGAUUUUAAAACUCGGUCAACUUCUUCUGUGACAACAACACUGUUGAUCUCCGUUUCUUCCCCAUCACUGUCAUCAGAAGACUCUACAAUGUCUGGUUCAAUGAAAAUGUUUUUGCCUAAAUCAGGAAUUUCUUCAUCGUCUGAUUUCUUUUCAUCGUCCUCCAGAAAGUAGUCCAUCACAACUUUUUCACACUGAUCUUUGUCGAUAGCGCCUGUUAACUUCAGGGCAGCGAUGUUGAGAGCAGUAGCAACACUUUUUCAGUUCUUCAUGAUAUCUUUCAAAAAAAGCUGCGGUAGACAGGAUUAUCUACACAUACUGAGCAGCUCAUGUUAUAGACAGAAGCAUGCUACAUGGCAGACCAAUCGGAACUCAUCUCUCGGCAUGUCCAGCCCAUUCCAUUAUCUCAGCUAAUCAUAGCUAGCGGAAAGGUUCCUGUAUUUGCCCGUGGCUAAACCAACUAGACUCGUAAUUUUAACAAUUGUGUUCGUAUUUAAAGAUGGCAUACAAUUUUGUUAUUAAUGCGAAUGAAAGUUCAUGUUCCAGAAGACAUUUCUGCCCAAAAAACACAUUUUGAUUUAUUUUUUUUUACGUUAAUGCUCUCCUGUAAAGGAGCGAUGUGCGACAUCUUAGGCCUAGCUUCUUGAAACGGGUCACAAUUGUCCCGUGUCUAUGCUUGAUACGUUUAUUUUUUAAAUACUUUUUUAUUAUGAGUCUGUACAUUACACCAAUAUUACAUUUUAAUCAAUGAUUGUUUCGUGCAUACAUUGGUAAUGUUUUUAAUGUGUGCACAGUGAUGCAAAAAAAAAAAUAAUCCCUAUGGGGAUAAUAAAGUCAUGAUCUUAUCUUAUUCCAGUCGGAGACGGGAGGGGAGUCCAUCUUCAGGAAGCUCCGCAGCGUCAAGGCCGAGGGUGACUCGUCCCGGGCUGGGUCUGACGUGGAGGAUGUGGGGCGGGAGGAUGUCAGCGGCCCCCCUCCCAAACCCUGGUCCUGUCAGAAAGGCUUUGCUCACUUUGACGUACAGAGUAUCCUCUUCGACCUCAACGAGGCUAUCCAGGGUCGACAGUCCGGCGGGAAACGCAAGAACACCACCACGGGCGCCUCCGCUGCGGCCGCCGCCUCAGCCUCCGCCACUUCCUCGCUCUCGUCCAAUCAGAGUGGGGUAUACGGCGGCGGCGGCUCUCCGUGCGGGUCCCAGGAGGAGCUGAGUGGGAAGGAGGGGGGUCCGGGACAGGGAGGGGGACACACCACUAACCCUGCCCUGGACCCUGGUGAUGAGAAGAGCAACGAUCUGGUGCUUAACUGCCCUUGUUUCAGGAAUGAACUGGGAGGAGAGGGAGAGAGGAACAUUGGCCUCUCUAAACGGGUAGGAGGAGGAGAACACAUUAUACACACAGAAAGACAUACACACAAUACACACCCAGUGUUGUCAUGGUACCAGUUUUUCCUUCACAAAGAAACCCCUACAAAGCCGACUAAACACUAUGGUCCUUUAAAAACGUACUUUAUGUAAAAUAUUGUGUGCUACAGCACGCAAUCUAAACAAUUGUGACUGGGUGAUAACAUAAGAUUGUUUUGUCUGACAUUAUGACUGUUUUCCUCCUUUCCUUCCUUACGGCCAGGAAUCGCGAUACUAACAUCGUUACCACCAUUGUACACACACAUUAAUGCAUAAUAUAUACACUAUACACUCACCGGCCAGUUUAUUAGGUACACCACCCCGUUCACGAAAAUGGUUCGCUCCUACAGACAGUGUGGCCGUGGCUUGCUAUACGGCCAUUGAUGCAUUCAGUUACUGUUCUAUUUAAUGUUAGAAUGGGCAAAACGAGUGACCUAAGCGACUUUGAUUGUAGGUGCCAGGCGCGCCGGUUCCAGUAUCUUAGAAACAUCCGGCCUCCUGGGCUUUUCACGCACGACAGUGUCUAGGGUUUACCGAGAAUGGUGCGACAAACAAAAAAACAUCCAGUCAGCGGCAGUCCUGUGGGCAAAAACAGUUUGUUGAUGAGAGGUCGAAGGAGAAUGGCAAGAAUCGUGCAAGCUAACAAGAGGGAAACAAACAGGCAAAUAACGGCGCAGUACAACAGUGCUGUGCAGAACGGCAUCUCGGAACAUACAACUCGUCUGUCCUUGUAACGGAUGGGCUAUUGCAGCAGACGACCACACCGGGUUCCACUCCUAUCAGCUAAAAACAAGAAGAAGCGGCUCCAGUGGGGCACGCCAUCAUCAACACUGCACAAUUGAGGAUUGGAAAAACAUUGCCUGGUCCGACGAAUCCCGGUUUCUGUUGCGUCAUGCUGAUGGCAGAGUGAGUCCGUGGCCCCAUCCUGCCUGGUGUCAACGGUACAGGCUGGUGGCAGUGGUGUAAUGGUGUGGGGAAUAUUUUCCUGGAACACGUUAGGUCCCUUGAUACCAAUUGAGCAACGUUUCCAUGCCCCAAAGACUGUUCUGGAGGCAAAGGGGGUCCGACCCAGUACUAGAUGGGGUUUACCUAAUAAACUGGCCAGUGACUAUAUACACUCACACACAUGCAGACUGACUCGCUCUAUACACUUGCACAUUUCCAUUACCUAUUUUGAGUAUUACGAUAAGUCAAAUUUGAUGCAAUGUGAAACAAUCAUCAUUGAUAUUGAACUUAGACAUUACUUUAUCGGACAGUUCAUCUUUCAAACAUGUCAAAAAACACACUUUCUCCCCCUCAAUACCUCCAUACUAACAUUACUCCUCCCUCCCCCCUCUCAGCAGGGUAGUAUAGGCAGCGGGGGCAGCUCCAGUGGCUCUGGGGGAGGAGGUGGCUCAGAGGAGGGGCCCCUGGAGACCUCUCUCCCCCGCUUCACCAACGCCGGGGUGUCCGUGCUGGAGGCCCCUAAAGACGGCCAGGGGCAGCACGCUGAUAGGGCCAAACGGUCUGUGGAGCACUGCGACCUGGGGUCUUAUUACUACAGGAAAUACUUCUAUCUGAGAGGUGAGAGGGAGGGAGAGGUCUGGGGGCUUACUACUACUACUACUACUACUACUACUAUACUACUACUACUACUACUACUACUACUACUACUACUAUACCACUACUACUACUACACUACUACUACUACUACUACUACUACUACUACUACUACUACUACUACUACUACUACUACUACUACUUCUACUACUACACUACUACUACUACUACUACUACUACUACUACUACACUACUACUACUACUACUACCACUACUACCACUACUACUACUACUACUACACUACUACUACUACUACUACUACUACUACUACUACUACUACUACUACACUACUACUACUACUACUACUACUACUACUACUACUACUACUACUACUACUACUACUACUACUACUACUACUACUACUACUACUACUACUACUACUACCUACUACUACUACUACACUACUACUACUACUACUACUACUACACUACUACUACUACUACUACUACUACUACACUACUACUACUACACUACUACUACUACUACUACACUACUACUACUACUACUACUACUACUACUACUACUACUACUACUACUACUACUACUACUACUACACUACUACUACUACUACACUACUACUACUACUACUACUACUACUACUACCUACUACUACUCACUACUACUACUACUACCUACUACUACACUACUACUACUAUACUACUACUACUACUACUACUACUACUACUACUACUACUACUACUACUACUACUACUCUACUACUACACGACACUACUACUACUACUACUAACUAUACUACUACUACACUACUACUACUACUUACCACUACUACUACUCACUACUACUACUACUACUACUACGACUACUACCUACUACACUACUACACUACUACUCUACUACUACUACUACUACCUACCACUACUACUAACUACUACUACUACUACUACUACCACUACCGACCUACUACUACUACUACUACUACUACUACUACUACUCCUACCACUACACUACUACUACUACUACCACUACUACCAACUACUACCACACUACGACUACUACUACUACUACUACUACUGGCUACCACUAACCUACUACCACCACUACUACUACUACCCCCUACUACCACUACACCCCACACUACUAUACUAAAUACCAAAACUCCCACCAAAUACCUCCCACACCCAAAUACUACUCUACACUACCACUAACCCCUCCCCCUACUACUACCCACUACCACUACCACCACUACUAAAUAAAAUACUACUAACCCCCCACUACUACUACUACUACCCCUAAAUACUACUACUUUUAUUACACCCCACCACCACUACUACUCUACCACUAAUUUCUACUACUACACUACUUUAAAAAUUUCUACACCCUUAAAUACUACCACUACUACCACUACUUUAAAUUUCUACUUUACUACUACUAAAACCACCACUACUACUACCCCACCACUACUUACUACCACUACUUACUUACCCCCUACUAAAUACUACAAAACAAAAAAAAACUCCAAAACUACCAAAUACUACUAUACUACCACUUUUCCACUUUCUACUUACUACACCACACUACUACUACUACCACUACCAUAUACCACUAAAACUUUCUACUACUACUACCCACUAAAUAAAUACUACCACUACCCCUAAAUACUACCACUACCACUACUACUACUAUUUCCCUCACUACUAUACCACUUACUACCACUACUAAAUCUAAAACCCCUACUACUACUAAAAUACCAAUACUUACUACUUUCUACCACUUUCUACACUUUAAAAUUAUACUACUAAACCCUUACUACUACUAAAUACCCUUCCCACUACUACCACUAAAUACUACUAUUACCAAAUAACCAAAUCCCCCACUUUCUCCCUUCCCAAAUACACUACACCACUCCCCUUUCUACCAUACCCUUCCCAACUUACUUACCCCACCACUACCUAAAUACCCCUACUAAACCCCCCUUACCCCCACACCAUACUACUACUACCACUACUCCUACUACUACCACUACUACUACUACCACUACUACUACUACUACCACUACUACUACUACUACUACUACUACUACUACUACUACUACUACUACUACUACUACUACUACUUACUACUACUUACUACCUCUUCUUCUAUAGCGGUCUCUAUUCACGCAUUGCUAAGGUUGAGUAGAUAUGACUGUCUGUUGGGAAAAUCUAUUUAUUUUCUCUCUCGUCCAGAGCAUUGGAACUACCUGGGUGUAGAUGAGACUCUGGGCCCAGUAGCAGUGAGUCUGAGGAGAGAGAAGCUGGAGGAACACAAGGAGCAUGGACAGCAGUACAACUACAGGGUCAUCUUCAGAACCAGCGAGGUAAAUAGCUGCAUAUCUAUCAGGGUUGGGGUCCAUUCAUCUUCAGGACCAGCGAGGUAAAUAGCUGCAUAUCUAUCAGGGUUGGGGUCCAUUCAUCUUCAGGACCAGUGAGGUAAAUAGCUGCAUAUCUAUCAGGGUUGGGGUCCAUUCAUCUUCAGGACCAGCGAGGUAAAUAGCUGCAUAUCUAUCAGGGUUGGGGUCCAUUCAUCUUCAGAACCAGCGAGGUAAAUAGCUGCAUAUCUAUCAGGGUUGGGGUCCAUUCAUCUUCAGAACCAGCGAGGUAAAUAGCUGCAUAUCUAUCAGGGUUGGGGUCCAUUCAUCUUCAGAACCAGCGAGGUAAAUAGCUGCAUAUCUAUCAGGGUUGGGGUCCAUUCAUCUUCAGAACCAGUGAGGUAAAUAGCUGCAUGUCUAUCAGGGUUGGGGUCCAUUCAUCUUCAGAACCAGCGAGGUAAAUAGCUGCAUAUCUAUCAGGGUUGGGGUCAAUUCAAAUUGAAGUUAGUCAAUUCAGGAAGUGAUUUUAAUAAAAAAAUAGAAUAACUUUUCACGUAAAUAGCUUCUCCUUUCCAGUUUAUUGACAAGUCAUUGAAAAGAGACACCCUUUUUUCAGUUACUGUAUUGGAAUUUCAGUUUGCUUCCUGAAUUAACUGGCUUCAAUUUGAAUUGACCCCAACCCUGAUAUAUAUGGUCUUCUUCCCUUCUCUCCAGAAGAGCUUCUAACCCUGAUCCCCUUCAGCCUUUCCCCCUCCUCCUCUUUAUCUUCCACAACCCCUUCAUCCCAGCUUCCCUAGCCAAUCAGCUUCUCCGUAGCCGAUGUGAGUAAGACCUGUAAACAGGUUAACAUUCGCAAGGCCGCGGGGCCAGACGGAUUACCAGGAUGCGUACUCAGAGCAUGCGCUGACCAGCUGGCAAGUGUCUUCUCUGACAUUUUCAACCUCUCCCUGACCCAAUCUUUAAUACCUACAUGUUUCAAGCAGACCUCCAUAGUCUUUGUGCCCCAGAACACCAAGGUAACCUGUCUAAAUGACUAUCGCCCCAUAGCACUCACAUCUGUAGCCAUGAAAUGCUUUGAAAGGCUGGUCAUGGCUCACAUCAACACCAUCAUCCCAGACACCAUGGACCCACUCGAAUUCGCAAACUGCCCCAACAGAUCCACACUGCCCUCUCCCACCUGGACAAGAGGAACACCUAUGUGAGAAUGCUGUUCACUGACUACAGCUCAGCGUUCAACACCGUAGUGCCCUCCAAGCUCAUCACUAAGGACCUUGGGGCUGAACCCUUCUCUCUGGAUCCUAGAUCCUGGACUUGCAGACGGGCCGCUCACAGGUGGUGACGGUAGGCAACAACACAUCCGCCACGCUGACCCUCAACACGGGGGCCCCUCAGGAGUGUGUGCUCAGUCCCCUCCUGUACUCCCUGUUCACCUACGACUGCGUGACCGCGCACGACUCCGACACGACGGUGGUAGGCCAGAUCACCGACUACGAUGAGACAGCCUAUAGGGAGGAGGUCAGAGACCUGGCCAGGACAACAACCUCUCCCUCAACAUCAGCAAGACAAAGGAGCUGAACGUGGACUACAGAAAACGGAGGGCCGAGCACGUCCCCAUCCACAUCGACGGGGCUGUAGUGGAGCCGGUCAAGAGCUUAAAGUUAAUCGGUGUCCACAUCACUAAGGAUCUAUCAUGGUCCACACACACCAACACAGUCGCGAAGAAGGCACAACAACGCCUCUUCCCCCUCAGGAGUCUGAAAAUAUUUGGCAUGGGCCCUCAGAUCCUCAAAGUUAUACAGCUGCACCAUUGAGAGUAUCUUGACAAUCAAUCAGCUGCCGAAAUUUCAUGACCGCCACAGCCCUAGUUAUUGACCUUUUCCAUGUCAGAAGUGUCGUGCACGUGUGUUUAAUGAGUCCGCCAGAUGAGAGGCAGUAGGGAUGACCAGGGAUGUUCUGUUGAUAAGUGCUUGACAUGGAACAUUUUCCUGUGUUGCUAAGCAUUCAAAAUGUAAUGAGUACUUUUGGGUGUCAGGGAAAAUGUAUGGAGUAAAAAGUACAAUAUUUUCAUUAGGAAUAUAGUGAAGUAAAAGUAAAGUUGUCAAAAACAUAAAUAGUAAAGUAAAGUACAGAUACCCCAAAAAAACUACUUAAGUAAUACUUAAGUACUUUACACCACAUGAAUUGACUCAGGGGUUGUGAAUACUUAUGUAAAUGAGAUAUUUAUUUUUCAAAACAUUUGCAAAAAUGUCUAAAAACAUGUUUUUCAUGUUGUUAUUGUGUGUAAAUAGUUGAGAGGAAAAAUCUAUUUAAUCCAUUUUGAAUUCAGGCUGUAACGCAACAAAAUGUGGAAUAAGUCAAGGAAUAUGAAUACUUUCUGAAGGCACCGUAUUUACCUCAAUUACCUCGUAUCCCUUUCACAUCGAUUUGGUACUGGUACCCCUUGUAUAUAGCCAAGUUAUCAUCACUCUGUCUGUAUUUAUUAUUACUUUCAUUAUUACCUGUUAUUAUUUCUUUUCUCUCUCUCUAUUUUCUUUCUCUGCAUUGUUGGGAAAAGCCUGUCAGGAAGCCUGUCAGUCUACACCUGUUGUUUACCAAGCAUGUGAUUUAAUAACAUUUGGAUUUGAUUCAACUGCCUUUUCAGUUCCUAUGACCCUGGUAUUAUAUAACCAACAAUGUCAUCCAUCCUGAAAGCCUCCUCUCUACCUCCCUCCGUCCUUCUCUCUACCUCGCUCCUCUUCCUCAGACCCUGCAGUAGCAUAACCGGUCAUUUUCAUCAUCCAACCCUACUUUCCUCCCACUCACAGCCCCUCUGACCAGCAUUCAGAAGGAAGAGACAUAACUACUGUUAGUUUCACAGUAAAAUAGACUGAAAUAGAGCUAAAUUAUUGAAUGUGAGUGGAAGCAAUGCUCUUACAGUUGUAUAACUAAUUUACAGUUAUAGAAUCUGGUUACAUUUAUGGAACCCCUUUAUAGUUAUAGAACUCGGAACCCUGGUUACAGUUCGAAUGUGGUUACACUUAUAGAACCUUUUACAGAUAUAGAGCACUGUUAGUUUUAGAACUUGGUUACAGUUCUAGAACCUGUUUCCAGUUCUAGAACACGGUUACAGUUCUAGAACCUGUUUCCAGUUAUAGGUGGUUACAGUUCUAGAACCUGUUUCCAGUUAUAGGUGGUUACAGUUCUAGAACCUGUUUCCAGUUAUAGAACACGGUUACAGUUCUAGAACCUGUUUCCAGUUAUAGGUGGUUACAGUUCUAGAACCUGUUUCCAGUUAUAGAACACGGUUACAGUUCUAGAACCUGUUUCCAGUUAUAGGUGGUUACAGUUCUAGAACCUGUUUCCAGUUAUAGAACACGGUUACAGUUCUAGAACCUGUUUCCAGUUAUAGGUGGUUACAGUUCUAGAACCCAGUUAGGUGACAGUGAUAGAAACAGAUACAGUAAUGGUGGUCUAAUAUCUACUAAUAGCUGCUCCCAGUAUACCGCCCCCUCCUUUUCUCUCCACCCCUCUUCUCUUCUGCACUCUGCUCGCUGCUAUUGGAAGGUGUGCAGGUGUGUGAGUGAGUGUGUGUGGGUUGAGACAGCGUCACAGUGCUGCUGUGGGUCCUCUCAACCAGCUGAAGUUCAGCCCUGUUAGUUCAUUUAACUCACAGGUCUCGGUCAGAACGUAAAGGACCACUAAGCUACAGUACGCUACAAUACACUUUAUUAUACAUAAUAAUAUGCUGCACAUGUCAACGCCUUUCAACACUCAAUGACACUGUACUGUCUCAGUGACACACACACACACACACACACACAGGGGACUUGACUCAGUGUGUUUACUAUUAAAUAUAAAGUCAAGGUCCCUCUCAUUCUAUUAUUCAUACUGUCCUCCCCCUGAAGUUUUCUUUAGCCUUAGACGGAGUGUGUUAUCCCCUCAGGAAGUUAGUUUUAGCCCUAAGUGCCUCUGUAAGUGAACGAAUUAACAGUGAGGAGAAGCCAAGGCCUCACACACACACACUGGUGUCUUUUUUUCUCUCUCUCUCUCUCUUUCUCUGUCUCUCUCUCUCUCUCUCUCUCUCUCUCUCUCUCUCUCUCUCUCUCUCUCUCUCUCUCUCUCUCUAUCUCUCUCUCUCUCUCUCUCUCUCCUCUCUCUCCUCUCUCUCUCUCUCUCACUUGCUCGUUGUUAUUGUAGUUGUUGACCUCCGAUGACCAUGCAGCAUUAACAGCUGAGAGGAAGAUGUUGGAAGAAAGCUGCUCUGUCUUAGGGAAUGAUAUUAGAUUGGAUAGGUAUUGAUCUGAACAGCCCAGUAUCAUCCUGGCUAUACGUAAUAAUGGAUCUGUCUCUCUUCUCUCUCCUCCCCUCUUCCUCCCUCCAGCUCACCACCCUGCGGGGGUCCAUCCUGGAGGAUGCGGUACCCUCCAGUUCUAAGCACGGCCUGGCGCGGGGCCUGCCCCUCAAAGAGGUGCUAGAUUACCUGGUUCCAGAGCUCAACGCCCACUGUCUCAGACUGGCACUCAACACACCUAAAGUCACAGAGCAGCUGAUGAAGCUGGACGAACAGGGGGUAAGGGGGACAGCACUAAAGGACACACAGACACCCUCUCCUCUCUCGGUUUCUGUCUUGAUGGGAGAAAACCUUUUUAUCUGUCUGGUUGUUGGAUCUGUGGUUGCUCUUGGGGAUGGGGAGGAAGGAGAAAGGGAAGCAUUUUAAUAGUUUUCAAACAGGGACUGUCAUAAACUGUGUUCUCUCUCUCCCUUUCUCUCUCUCCCUCCCUGUCUCCUCACUCCAUCCCUCCAUCUCUCUCUCUCUCUCUCUCGCUCGCUCGCUCGCUCUCCCUCCCUCUCUUUCCCUCUCUGUCUCCCUCCCUCUCUGUCUCCCUCUGUCUCCCUCUGUCUCCCUCUGUCUCCCUCUGUCUCCCUCUGUCUCCCUCUGUCUCCCUCUGUCUCCCUCUGUCUCCCUCUGUGUCUCCCUCUGUGUCUCCCUCUGUGUCUCCCUCUGUGUCUCCCUCUGUGUCUCCCUCUCUGUCUCUCCCUCUUUGUCUCUCCCUCUCUGUCUCUCCCUCUCUGUCUCUCUCCCUCUGUCUCUCUCUCUCCCUCUCUGUCUCUCCCUCUCUGUCUCUCUCCCUCUGUCUCUCUCUCUCUCAAUCUCUUCCUCCUUCUCUCCCUCCCCCUCCCCCUCCCUCCUCUCUCUCUCCCCCUCCCUCCCUCCCCCUCCCUCCCUCCCUCCCCCUCCCUCCCUCCCUCCCUCCCCCUCCCUCCCUCUCUCCCUACCCCUCUCUCUAGUUGAGUUUCCAGUUGAAGGUGGGGGUGAUGUACUGUGCGUCAGGACAGAGCAGUGAAGAGGAUAUGUAUAAUAAUGAUUCAGCAGGUCCUGCUCUGGAGGAGUUCCUACAGCUGCUGGGGGAGAGGGUCCGACUGAAGGGAUUCACCAAGUACCGAGCCCAGCUGGACACCAAGAGUACGCUACUACACCACACACACACAGACACACCAAGUACCGAGCCCAGCUGGACACCAAGAGUACGCUACUACACACACACACACAGACACACCAAGUACCGAGCCCAGCUGGACACCAAGAGUACGUUACUACACUACACACACACAGUACCGAGCCCAGCUGGACACCAAGAGUACGUUACUACACCACACACACACAGACACACCAAGUACCGAGCCCAGCUGGACACCAAGAGUACGUUACUACACUACACACACACAGUACCGAGCCCAGCUGGACACCAAGAGUACGUUACUACACCACACACACACAGACACACCAAGUACCGAGCCCAGCUGGACACCAAGAGUACGUUACUACACCACACACACACAGACACACCAAGUACCGAGCCCAGCUGGACACCAAGAGUAUGUUACUACACACACACACACACACACCGAGCCCAGCUGGACACCAAGAGUACGCUACUACACUACACACACACAGACACACACACACCAAGUACCGAGCCCAGCUGGACACCAAGAGUACGUUACUACACACACACACACACAGACACCAAGUACCGAGCCCAGCUGGACACCAAGAGUAUGUUACUACACACACACACACACACACACACCGAGCCCAGCUGGACACCAAGAGUACGUUACUACACUACACACACACACACACCGAGCCCAGCUGGACACCAAGAGUACGUUACUACACCACACACACACACACAGUAUUAUCUCCCUCUAUCUCUCUCUAAUGCCCAGCUGGACACCAAGAGUACGUUACUACACCACACACACACACACACACACACACACACACUGGUUUGAUUCUAUAUAAAGAGGGGAACAUGCUAGAGCUGGGACAAUAAACCAAAAAUGAUUGACACCGACCGUACCGAUCACUUAUCGCAGUCAUUUUGCUGUUAUUGUUCAUUACGAUAAGUAGCCUAUACUAGAGAAAUGUGACGUUUAUAAUAAAAGAAGUUUGCUAAUAUGAGACAAUUGAUGGCUACAACCAUCAAACUAGUAUUAGUAGCUUGGGCGGUAUCCAGACACACAUCUCCAUCCCGGGAUAUUCAGUAAUACCGACAUUGAACACAAGGGAUGCUGUUUUCAAACACCACUGAGCCUCUGUAAUCAAAUCAAAUCAAAUUGUAUUUGUCACAUGCGCCGAAUACAACAAUGUGUAGCCCUUAAACAAUGCAGUUUUAAGAAAACUAAGUCUUAAGUUAAAAAAAUAGAUAAAUAAGAAGAAAUAACAAAUAAUUAAAGAGCAGCAGUAAAAUAACAGUAGGGAAGCUAUGUAUACAGGGGGGUACCGGUACAGAGUCAAUGUGCUGGGGCACAGGUUAGUCCAGGUAAUUGAGGUAAUAUGUACAUGUGGUUAGAGUUAAAGUGACUAUGCAUAGAUAAUAAACAGAGUGGCAGCAGUGUAAAAGAGGGGGUGGGGUGGGGGUGACAAUGCAAAUAGUCCGGGUAGCCAUUUGAUUAGCUGUUCAGGAGUCUUAUGGCUUGGGGGUAGAAGCUGUUAAGGAGCCUUUUGGACCUAGACUUGGCGCUCCGUUACGCUUGCCGUGUGGUAGCAGAGAGAACAGUCUAUGACUAGGGUGGCUGGAGUCUUUGACAAUUUGUAGGGCCUUCCUCUGACACCGCCUGGUAUAGAGGUCCUGGAUGGCAGGAAGCUUGGCCCCAGUGAUGUACUGGGCCGUACGCACUGUCCUCUUUAGUGCCUUGCGGUCGGAGGCCGAGCAGUUGCCAUACCAGGCAGUGAUGCAACCAGUCAGGAUGCUCUCUGGUGCAGCUGUAUAACUUUUUGAGGAUCUGAGGAUCCAUGCCAAAUCUUUUCAGUCUCCUGAGGGGGAAUAGGCUUUGUCGUGCCCUCUUCAUGACUGUCUUGGUGUCUUUGGACCAUGAUAGUUUGUUGGUGAUGUGGACAUCAAGGAACUUGAAGCUCUCAACCUGCUCCACUACAGCCCCGUCGAUGAGAAUGGGGGCGUGCUCGGUCCUCCUUUUCCUGUAGUCCACAAUCAAUGCUAACAAGUACAUGUAAAAUCCUAUAGCGAAUGCUAUCUAAAUGCUAAUGAGCAUAUUGUGAACAUUUUAUGCAGUCUCUGACAAACUAUUUCCAGGACAGACAUCCCAGCUCAUAAAGUCAUACAAGUAACUCAAAAUGGCUACUCACAGUUUGCUGCGUACACAAAACAACUAUUAGACAGCAAGGCUUGAUUGCAAGAAGCUAACCACUUAGCUAGAUCAAAACUAUGAAAUAACACAUAUGGAAUCAUGUAGUAACCAGAAAAGUGUUAAACAAAUCCAGGGCUCUGACCACCUAGUAGUAGUUUAAAGGAUAUCUUCUUCUUUUUUUUUUUAAAGUGUGGUGCACAUUAAUGUUAGAAACGUAUCAUUCUAUUUAUUAUUAUCGCAUCAAUUCAGGCAAUUUAUCGCAAUAUGGAUUUUUUCUUACAUAUCACCCAGCUCUAGAACACGCUUUGUAAGCGUCAGACAGACAAUGAAUCAGACAGGCUUUCUCUAGACGUGAUGCUGUUAUACACAGGCCUGGAGAGAUGAUGGAAGUUGGAACAAUAAGACAUCUAAUCAACAUCUGACUGGCAGACAGAGAGAGAAAAAGAAUGAGAGAGGGCAUUUUAUGGGAAAACAAGCGCCGGCGCCCAGUGUCCAAGAGACAUGGGAAGCAGAGUCAAGGAUAGAGAACACAGAGACUUUUGUAGUCCAUAUCUGGGUGGAAAGGACUCUUACAGAGCCACAGAAAGGCUUUCUAUCUGGUCUUUGUUGUUCGUGUUGUCUAAUCUGUUAGUUUUCUCUCUUAGCUGACUUCACUUGGACCCACUCCCUCUACACCACCUAUAAGGGCUAUGAACCUGUCUGUUUCUAACCCUAGUUCAUUAAUGUCUGUUUUCUCUCCUCUGGCUGACUCCACAGGGACCCACUCCCUCUACACCACCUAUAAGGGCUAUGAACCUGUCUGUUUCUAACCCUAGUUCAUUAAUGUCUGUUUUCUCUCGUCUAGCUGACUCCACAGGGACCCACUCCCUCUACACCACCUAUAAGGACUAUGAGGUGAUGUUUCAUGUCUCCACCAUGCUGCCCUACACACCCAACAACAAACAACAGGUAUGGAUAGUUAUUAUUGAGUAGAGAUUUUAUACAGGCCAAAGACUAUCAGAACAAACAAACAAAAUUGUUCAUUAAAGAAAUUAGCAGAAGAGGUAGAAAACUCAAUGAUCAAGUCCGUUAAGACAAUGCUACUGUCUCCACAUUGACUUUUGAUCAUAUCAUCCUUCAAAAUGUCUAAUAAAUAAAUACAAUUACAUGCAUUUUGCAUCAUACCGGCUGUAUUUCUGUAUUUGGAAAUUAUAUAUCUUGAAAACUUGAUUGUUGACAAGCAAAACAUUUUGGGACCAUAUCACCAAUGGACUAAUGAAACAAACACCAAAAGAUUUUCCUUUAACGUUAAGAAAAAACCCUAAUUGAAAAACAUGUUUUUUGUUUUUUUUUCCCCCCACAAAAUUAAAAUCACAGUGCAGUUAUCACAAAACAAAAUGUACAUCAACUUUUCAAUUCACAUUCGCAACGGGAAUGUCACAAGCUGAGAGAGGGUUCGGGUGAUAUAAUAAUAUAAUAAUAUAAUAAUAUAAUAAUAUAAUAAUAAUAAUAUGUUCGGGUGAUGUUCUUGCUUCGCAGCGCAAAAGUGCCGUAAAUGUCACAGUAGCAAAUUAUUAAUUUAUAUACAAUCAACUCUUCAUGCAUAUACCAUAUUACACUCUUAAUUAAGGCAACAAUUCACAAACGUGCAGACAUUUUAAAUGGUUUAAUUUCUCAUCCAUACACUCAUUAAUUUAGCAAGGCAAUAACACAGCCAAGUGGAACAACUGCUAGCUAACUUCCUAACAUCGAGUUAACAAUGUUUGCUUCAUCAAGUAACUUCAGCAUAGGAAAAUGAACAUUUACUCCUCUCAUACGAAUAUAAAAGUACAGUAGUAUUAGCAUACAGUGUCAUUCAUAUUAUAUAGAGCUAGGUAGCAAGCUAAACAAAAUGUCUGCACUCUGCAUCCUCACAUAGCUAACGUUAGUAAAUUAGUAGGCUGAGUUAACUGGCUAGUUAGCUGAAUGCUAACGUCAGCGAACGGUAUCUAGGGUAGGCUUUUUGGCCUACCUUAGAACAAACCAUGCUUCAUUUCAACAAUAUCAUGCAAAUCAUUACAUUUAAAAAAAGCAAAUUGCAACUGAACAAUUCACUGAGCAGUUGAUGGAGUUCCUGCUCGCUUUUGCAUUGGAAUGAAUUACAGUGUUCUGAAAAUCCCUUAAAGCUACGCCGUCAAUACCCGCCUUUUACUGCAAUUUCAGAUAGAAACUCAAUAAUAGGAAGGAUAAUGCCUAUACAUUUCAGUUGUUUCAAAAACAGUGCUCUGCUAUUACGAUUUAUACUGUAUACUUCUCUGCUGUUUUGGUGCCAUCACUACCACCCUGUGAACAGUGUGAAGCCUCUGCUGUUUUGGUGCCCUGGCUACCCCCCUGUGAACAGUGUGAAGCGAACCCGUGCACAUGCGCAGAUACUGUGUGUGACCGUGUGGGAGCUAAGUGAUGCAUCUCGCUCAUCUCAAUAUCCAUAGCCUGUUCAUUGAUGAUAGGCCCCUGCUUUACUGAAGUUGCGAGACAUGGCAAGCCAUGAAAUUGCGAGAGACAGUUAUGCGUAUGAAAACCAUAACUGUCACGCAGAUCAGUAAAAAAUGGUAAGAUAAAUUGGCGUUCCACAUUAAAGGUUUCUGACUCCUCGUGUAGCCUAUUACCGGAAACUUCAGGAGAGUAAUGGCAGAAUCUGCAAAAGCCAGCAGGAGCGGGAGGAGAAUGGUUGGGUCAGGUUACGUUUUUGUCUUCUGCUUAUCUAGCUCUCUGGCUCCCUCUUGAGUCAUUUGUCUUAUUUAAUCAAACAGUAAGCUUUUAAGCAUCAGGCAAGCUCAAUGCAUAUAGCUGAGUUUAUUAAAACACAUAGGGUGUAUCUAUAUAUGGAAAAAUACACGUUUAAAAAUGUCGACCAAUCGAUUGAACAGACGACUUUCGGUCGACCAAGAUUGUUUUUAGUCGGGGACAGACCUACUAUACAGUGCCCCUCCCCUCUCUCCGCCCAUCGCUAUGAAAGAAGCGAGUGUCUGUGUUCUUGGAAGUACGGCAACUAAUCAGUCUCCUCCAUUCCAAAAAUACAGAAUCUUAGGAGUCGUGUCCUAGCUAAAUGUAAUUUUGAGACUAAGAAAUGAGGGUCGACGCCGGAAGUCGACGCGCAAGGACUCGAGGAUUCAAUUAUUUUGGACUCUCCACCACUACGUCAUUGUUGUUAACAGAUGGAAAAAUGGCAAGAGACAGCAGCAAAGUCUUGUAUGGCAAUACUUUGACAAGUUAAAUGAAAAGGAAAUUGAGGUACGGUAAUGGUAGUACAGGUAAUGCUUAACCAUCUGAAAGGGGACGCACCGUGAGACCCAAACCGUUGCUGGCAGCUGCAUUGUGAAUUCACAUGGAAUUGCAGUAUAAACGUAAAAAAUAAAUAUUUGUCACAUUGUCUCUUGUUGUCCAUAUGUUUACCUUGAGAGCUUUCCUUUGCUGUUUUCCCUAACCAGUUUGUCUGCGUUUCCCAGCUCCUGAGGAAGCGGCACAUAGGUAAUGACAUAGUGACCAUCGUAUUCCAGGAGCCCGGGGCUCAACCCUUCACCCCCAAGAACAUACGCUCACACUUUCAACACGUGUUUGUAGUG
This is a messenger RNA of Coregonus sp. 'balchen', 19096 nucleotides long. NCBI's taxonomy places the organism in Eukaryota, Metazoa, Chordata, Actinopteri, Salmoniformes, Salmonidae. The record is from the annotation of a GenBank genome assembly.